Molecule: messenger RNA, 1038 nt
Organism: Hibiscus syriacus
Lineage: Eukaryota; Viridiplantae; Streptophyta; Magnoliopsida; Malvales; Malvaceae
Product: BTB/POZ and MATH domain-containing protein 6-like
Exons: 5
Coding region: 1-1038 (345 amino acids)
Molecular function (GO): protein binding
Source: RefSeq, a predicted model, not a curated record
AUGCCUGGUUUAGUGUUUUUCAAUGAUUUCAGUUUAUAUUCACUAGCUAUUCUCAUUGCAGAUCAAGUUGCAAGAUCUAUAUCAGAAGCAGCACCCAGGCAUUACAUACUAAAGAUAAUGUCGUUUUCUUUUCUCAGAAAGACCGGCAUCGACAAAUACGAAUCCGGAGAGUUCGACGCCGGUGGAUACAAAUGGAAACUGGUGCUGUACCCACAUGGAAACAAGAGCAGAAAUGUGAAAGAACACCUUUCUCUCUACUUGGUUUCUGCAGAUGUUGCUUCUCGAAUCGAUUUAGAUUUGGAAGUCCAUGCGGUUUUCCGGUUUUUCUUGCUCGAUCAGACCAAGGACAACUACUUGACUGUUCAUGAUGCGACGGGAAAAGACUGGCGAUUCCAUAGAUCGAAGCAUCAAUGGGGCUUCGAUCAGUUGAUUCCGAUUAGAACUUUUAAUGAUGCUGGCAAUGGAUACCUACUGGAUGACAGUUGUGUGUUUGGAGUUGAAGUGUUUGUUACCAAGGAAAUGUGCUCAGGGAAAGGUGAAUGCUUAUCAAUGAUUGAUGCCGUAAGUUCCAAGCAUGUGUGGAAGAUUGAAACCUUUUCCAACUUGGAUUCUGAAUACCAUGAAUCUCUACAAUUUUUUGCUGCCAAUCAUAAAUGGACAAUACAGAUUUUUCCCAAAGGAAGAAGGCAUAAAUCAGGCACUAAAAUCUCAAUAUAUUCGUCUUUGGUAGACUCGGACAAACUUAAGGAUGGUUCUAAAAUAUUUGCAGAGUUCACUUUGCGUAUUAAAGACCAACAACAGAGUAGACACAUUGCUGGAAAAGUUAGACACUGGUUUAGUGAAUCAAGCCAAGAAAGUGGAUGGGGAAAUUUUGUUUCUUUGGCUUAUUUCCAUCAUACGACCAGUGGGUGCCUAGUGAAUGAUAUGUGCAUGGUGGAAGCAGAGGUGACUGUCCACGCGGUUGCCAAUACAAUGUUCGACACUCGAAGUCAAAUUGUUGAGACUAAUCGUCUAGUAAGAGAAUCGAGAUGCAAAUGA